This is a messenger RNA of Pezoporus occidentalis (night parrot), 1872 nucleotides long. RefSeq names its product prostaglandin E receptor 4 (gene PTGER4). Bases 107 to 1531 code for a protein of 474 amino acids. The transcript is spliced from 2 exons. Gene Ontology annotation, cellular component: plasma membrane. Gene Ontology annotation, molecular function: prostaglandin E receptor activity. NCBI's taxonomy places the organism in Eukaryota, Metazoa, Chordata, Aves, Psittaciformes, Psittacidae. Gene Ontology annotation, biological process: negative regulation of inflammatory response; adenylate cyclase-activating G protein-coupled receptor signaling pathway; inflammatory response. The record is from RefSeq and is a predicted model, not a curated record.
UUUCUUUCUUUCCUCACGGGAAGUUUUGUUCUCACGCUGAACUACUCCUCCUCUCCCUUACUCUGCCGUUCCGGGCCCACUCCAGCCUCUUCACGACUCCCCCAGCAUGUCCUUUGACCCUACUGUCAUGCCACCUGCGAACGGCUCCGCCAACGGGACCGCUACUGGGGCUGAGGGCGGAAAGCCCCCCACCAUCCCCACUGUCAUGUUCAUCUUCGGUGUGGUGGGCAACCUCAUAGCCAUCGUUGUGCUCUGCAAGUCCAGGAAGGAGCAGAAGGAGACCACGUUCUACACACUGGUCUGCGGGCUGGCAGUCACUGACCUCUUAGGGACCUGUCUGGUGAGUCCAGUCACUAUUGCCACUUACCUGCAGAACCGCUGGCCAGGAGGACCAGCACUGUGUGAAUACAGCUCUUUCAUCCUUCUCUUCUUUGGACUCUCUGGCCUCAGCAUUAUCUGUGCCAUGUCCAUAGAAAGGUACCUGGCCAUCAACCAUGCCUAUUUCUACAACCAUUAUGUAGACAAGAAGCUUGCAGGACUCACGCUUUUUGCCAUCUAUGCCUCCAACGUGCUGUUCUGCGCUCUCCCCAGCAUGGGGCUUGGCAAGUCUACCUUGCAGUACCCUUACACUUGGUGUUUCAUAGACUGGCGAGCAAAGGAGGCCACGCAUGCGGCAUAUUCCUACAUGUAUGCCGGCUUCAGCUCCUUCCUAAUCAUGGUCACCGUGGUGUGCAACAUCCUGGUGUGCGUGGCCCUCAUCCGCAUGCACCGGCAGUUCAUGCGGCGCACGUCCCUGGGGACAGACACCACCUCCAGCCGUUUAUCUGACUUUCGCAGACGCCGGAGCUUCCGUCGGAUGGCCGGAGCAGAGAUCCAGAUGGUUAUUUUGCUCAUUGCCACUUCCCUGGUGGUGGUCAUCUGCUCCAUUCCUCUGGUGGUCCGUGUCUUUGUGAACCAGUUGUACCAGCCGGAAUCAGUGAAAGAUAUGAGGCAGAACCCUGACCUGCAGGCCAUCCGCAUUGCCUCAGUGAACCCCAUUUUAGACCCAUGGGUCUACAUCCUCCUCCGCAAGACCGUGCUCAGCAAAGCCAUUGAGAAGGUCAAGUGCCUCUUCUGCCGCAUUGGAGGGGCUCGAAGGCAGCACUCAGGGGGCAAUUUCAACUGUGUGGAUGGCCGCAGGACCUCGUCCGCCAUGUCAAGUCAGUCACCCUCCUUCAUUUCCCGUGAGCUGAGGGAGAUCAGCAGCACCUCGCAAACGCUGCUCUAUCCUCCGGAGUUAAGUGAAAGUAGUGUCAGGGGCCGUGUGCUGCUCCCAGGGCCCAGCGCCAGCUUGGCUCAGUCUGACACCACCUCAGUGAGGACACUGCGCAGCUCGGAGACCUCAGACUCCUCACAGGGUCAGGACUCCGAGAACGUCUUCCUGGUGAAUCAAAUGGGGUCUAGUGGCGGGGCCAGCUGUACAGCGAAGGGCAGCCCUCUGCAGGUCACCUUCCCCACAGAGACACUGAAUUUGUCAGAAAAGUGUAUAUAGAUAGCUGCGAAAGGCAUCAACAUUGGGGAUACUUCCCGGUACAUUGGAAAAACUGGUGCAAUAGAGAGGUGUUCUGCCAUUCAAGGGCAGAGGGGAUCAACUGUGCUCCAAAGGGCUAUUUCUUUUCUUGCCAUGUGAUGGGUAUGUUUCUUUUAGACUACUGAAGACUGUGUGGAGCAGAUGCUGCAUUUGGACCCUGCCAUCAAAAAUGGUACAAGGCAGGUCUAAUGGGACUGGAAACAUGAACUGCCUUCUGGGACACAGGGAGAGCUGCUGCACCCAUGGAAAUAGGAAGACCCAUCACUUUGUUUUUUCUUUCUCUUUUUCUUUUUUUUCUUUCU